AUGAGUGUCCUGGUCCAGGUCCUGCUCACCUUCCUGAUGCUGUCAGCCUUCCUGGGUGACGUGGUAACUCCAUGGAUACACACACUAGAGACCAACAUGCUGAAGGAGAGCAUGAGGCUGCUGGACGACCUCCAGCAGAAGGAGGUUUCCUGUAACAGGAUGAACGUGACAAAUAUUUUUGCAGAUGAUAAGAGAGGUAACAAUACGGAUAUCUUUUGCAAAGCUGCCACAAUUGCUCGAGAGGGCCAGAGCUGCCACAGAAACUUCAAGGGCAUUUACCUCAACUUGCUCGGCCUGGUCAGGAGCAGAGAAGGGUACAAGAAGCAGUGUCCUGUGGCAGCAGGCAGCACCACCUCACUGAAGAAUUUCCUCAAGGAAUUACACCAAGUCCUCCAAGAAGAUUAUAAGAAUCAGAAGUGA
Messenger RNA from Hirundo rustica (Barn swallow), 420 nucleotides. RefSeq names its product interleukin 4 (gene IL4). Gene Ontology annotation, molecular function: growth factor activity; interleukin-4 receptor binding; cytokine activity. The transcript is spliced from 4 exons. Gene Ontology annotation, biological process: positive regulation of MHC class II biosynthetic process; positive regulation of DNA-templated transcription; positive regulation of tyrosine phosphorylation of STAT protein. NCBI's taxonomy places the organism in Eukaryota, Metazoa, Chordata, Aves, Passeriformes, Hirundinidae. The record is from RefSeq and is a predicted model, not a curated record. Gene Ontology annotation, cellular component: extracellular region. Bases 1 to 420 code for a protein of 139 amino acids.